Molecule: messenger RNA, 2823 nt
Organism: Triticum turgidum subsp. durum (durum wheat)
Lineage: Eukaryota; Viridiplantae; Streptophyta; Magnoliopsida; Poales; Poaceae
Source: the annotation of a GenBank genome assembly
AUGGGAUCCCAGCCGGCGCCCUCCCGCGCGGCCCUGGAGCCCUUCGCGACGCUGGACCCGGCGGCGCUGGCCUCCCUCCCGGCCUCGACGCCCCUCACGGUCCGCUCCGCGGCCCUCUCCGCGCCGAGCCUCCUCUACCUCGGCACGGGGGGCGGGAAGCUCCUCCUCUUCUCCCUGGCGACCCCCUCCUCCCCCGAGUUCCUCCGCCUGCUCCCCAUCGGCGCCACCCGCCCCGUCUCUGCCAUCCUCCCGCUCCCCUCCGUCGCUCGCGUCCUCGUGCUCGCCGACGGCAUGCUCCUCCUCGCCGACCCGCUCCUCGCGCGCCCCGUCCGCCGCCUCGGCUCCCUCCGCGGCGUCGCCGCCGUCGCCUCCUCCCCGCCCGCCUCCCCCUCGUCCUGCUCCCUGGCCGUCGCGGUCGGGAAGAGGCUGCUGGUCCUCGACCUCGCCCUGCGCGAGGCGGACGAGCUGGAGGUGCAGACGCGGGAGAUCGCCGCGGGGGUCGAGGGGAUCAGCGCGCUCGCCUGGGUCGGCGAGGACUCGGUCUUCGCCGGCACCGCGUCGGGGUACUCGCUCUUCUCCUCGAGCGGCGGCGGCACGGGCCAGCGUGUGGACAUAUUCAUGCUCCCGGAGUCGGCGGGGGCGCCGAGGAUCAGGCCGCUGUCGGGCGGCCAGGAGGCGAUGCUGCUGGUGGACAAUGUCGGGGUGGUCGUCGACCGGUCCGGGCACCCCGUCGGAAGCAGCUUUGUGUUCAACAGCAGGCCGGAUUGCAUCGUCGAGGUGUCCCCGUAUGUGGUGGUCGCCGCAGAGUCCAAGGUGGAUGUGUACAGGAGGAGGAAUGGGGUGCACUUGCAGACCGUUCCGAUCGCGAGGAGAGGCACGGGUGUUCUGACCGUGGCGAGCGAUGAUGAUGGAAGCAGCGGGGAGGUCGUUGUGGUCGCUACGGCUUAUAAGGUUUUCUGUUACCGUAAAGUAUCUGCAGUGGAACAGAUCAAGGCGUUGUUACGAAUAAAGUGUUAUACAGAGGCUAUUUCUUUGCUGGAAGAGUUUGAAUCUGAUGGUGAAAUCUCAAAUGAUAUGAUUUCCUUUGUGCAUGCACAACUUGGAUUCUUAUUAUUCUUUGACUUGCGCUUUGAGGAUGCUGUUAAUCAUUUCUUGCUGUCGGAGACUAUGCAACCAGCAGAAAUAUUUCCAUUCAUCAUGCGGGAUCCUAAUCGUUGGUCAGAUCUGGUGCCAAGAAAACGUUAUUGGGGCUUGCAUCCUCCCCCCAAGCCUCUUGAAGAAGUUAUUGACGAUGGACUGGUAACACUUCAGCGAGCAUUGUUUCUCAAAAAGGCAGGUGUGGACACAGUUGUGGAUGAAUAUUUCCUUUCAAAUCCUCCAACUAGAGCUGAUCUAUUGGAACUAGCUAUCAGAAAUAUUAUCAGGUACCUUUGUGUUUCACGAGAGAAGAGCUUGUCUCCUGCAGAGAUGGAAGGAGUCGAUACUCUUCUGAUGUACCUUUAUAGAGCACUUGAUCUUGUUGAUGACAUGGAGAAGCUUGCAUCAUCUCAAAAUAGCUGUGUUGUGGAUGAACUGGAAUCACUGUUGGACAACUCUGGACAUCUGCGGGCGCUUGCUUUCUUAUAUGGCAGUAAGGGAAUGUGCUCCCAAGCUGUUGCUAUAUGGCGUAUCUUAGCAAGGAAUUACAGCACAGGUCUGUGGAAGGACCGUCCUAUUCUGCCUGGAACGGACUCCCAGGAAACUUCGUCUGUUAAAAAAUCCGGUGAGGAAAUUGCUGCUAUCGAAGCCUCCAAGAUACUUCAAGCAACAUCUGAUCAGGACCUUGUCUUGGAACAUCUUGGAUGGGUUGCAGACAUUGAUCAAGACCUUGCAACUGUGAUUUUAACAUCUGAGAUGAGGGAAAAACAACUUUCUUCUGAAAAGGUUAUUGCUGCCCUUGAUUCAGAAAAGGUUGGGAUUCACCAAAGAUAUUUGCAGUGGUUGAUUGAGGAUCAGGGUUGUGAGGACCCUCACUAUCACACGUCAUAUGCAUUAUUGCUGUCGAAAUCUGCCAUGGAAGCAUUUCAUAUGGAGUCCAAUUCCGGAGAGAGAAAUGAUAAAGAAAUCGACUCAGACCUACAGUUCAUUUAUUCAUUGAGGGAAAGAUUGCAAUUAUUUUUGCAAGCUUCGGACUUGUAUGAUCCAGAAGAAGUGCUUGAUGUGAUAGCAGAAUCUGAGCUAUGGCUGGAAAAGGCCAUUUUGUAUAGGAAGAUGGGCCAAGAGAACAUUGUACUUCAGAUACUAGCACUGAAGCUGGAGGAUAGUGAAGCUGCUGAGCAGUACUGUGCAGAGAUUGGCCGAGACGAUGCUUAUAUUCAGCUUUUGGAUUUGUAUUUGGACCCGAAAAAUGGGAGAGAACCGAUGUUUACAGCAGCUGUCCGACUUCUUCAUAAUCACGGGAAAUCUUUGGAUCCCAUACAAGUAUUGGAGAGAUUAUCCUCAGAUAUGCCUCUCCAGCUAGCUUCAGAUACAAUAUUGCGAAUGCUAAGAGCUCGGGUGCACCAUCAUCGCCAAGGGCAGAUAGUGCAUAAUUUAUCACGUGCGACGAACGUUGAUGCACGAUUGACAAGACUGGAGGAGAGGUCAAGGCAUGUGCAGCUAACUGAUGAGAGUAUUUGUGAUUCAUGUCGAGCUCGGCUUGGCACCAAGCUAUUCGUCAUGUACCCAGACGACUCGGUUGUUUGCUACAGGUGCUACCGAAACCAAGGCGAUUCUGUUUCAGGACGAGGCCGUAACUUCAGGAAAGAUGCUAUAUUCAAACAAAGCUGGCUUGUCAGUAGAUAG